Messenger RNA from Corticium candelabrum, 731 nucleotides. RefSeq lists its product as uncharacterized. Gene Ontology annotation, biological process: DNA integration; DNA recombination. Bases 221 to 622 code for a protein of 133 amino acids. Gene Ontology annotation, molecular function: DNA binding. Lineage: Eukaryota; Metazoa; Porifera; Homoscleromorpha; Homosclerophorida; Plakinidae. The record is from RefSeq and is a predicted model, not a curated record. The transcript has a single exon.
ACGUGACUCUGUAAGGUAAUAGCAUUUUGUGAUUUGUGGUUUAUGAGAUACGCUAAUGAAGAAGCUGGUGACCGUUGCCACGUAAAGAUUUUGGAUCUCUACAUCUAAGUUGCCAGCAGGAUUUUCUCGAGAAGCCUUCUAUUUUAAACAUUUGUUAUCUACACCUUCAUUUGGUCCUUGGUAUUCAAAGCAAGUAAUCGGUCAUAACACUUUGGCUACAAUGAUGAAAGUGAUGACAGCUGAAGCUGAUCUUCCAGUUGGAACCAACCACGCUCUUCGAGCUACUAGUGCGACAAGGCUGUUUCAAGCGGGAGUUUCUGAACAUGUCAUUGAAGGCGGAACCGGCCACAAAACCCUGCAAGCACCGAGACAAUACCAAGAGCCAUCUGAAUUGCAGCAAAUGGCAGCGUGCAAAGUUUUGGAUAAUGGCCAUGCACAGAGAGAUUACACUGACGCAAAAGUCAAGAAGUCCGGAGAGACAACGGAACAGGCCGAUGAGCUGAAAGUAGUCCAGGUUGAACAGCCGUCUGAAACGGGAAGAGAGAAUCCGGCGCCAUUUGUUAUUUCUGACUGCGUCGUAACAAACUGUAGUACUGUGAACAUUAUUAUUGGUAAAGAAUAAGCUUGUAAUCUAAAAUAGGUAUGCCCAUGUAUUGAUUGCUAGUUGGUUUUGGUUUUUGCUAUUUUUUGGUUAAGUCAGUUGUGUUUUAUGUCAGUAAGCAGUAUACAGA